CCUCCUCCCAUUAGCCAGAGGAAGGGAGGGUUGAGGGCUGCUCUCGUUAAAAUGAAACCAGCCAACAGGAAUGAUCUUCCUUCUCCUGAAAUCCCUUCUCAUCUAUUUCGUAGUCUUCUGCUGGUGGAAAUCUCUCUGGGGAUCUUGUUUGUGUCUCUGCCUCAGCCCCUCCUAUGAAACCCUCCCCAUUGUUUUGAUUUAUUAAUCAAAAGCUGCACAAUACUUUUUAUUUUUAUUAAAAAGUCUCCCUUCUCUCCCCCCCCAUACCCUUUAUGUAUGCAAAUCUUCUAAUACCAGGAAGUAAACUGAAAACUCUCAGCCAACCCACUGAAAACAACCGAAGUUCCUUUUCUGCAGUGCACAGGGGUGGCCUCAGGCAGACUCUAGGCUUGGCUUCUCCGGAGUGUGUGUGUGUCUCUCUCUCUCUCUCUCUCUCCCAGCUGUAAAAUCCUGUGGUCGUCAAAAAAAAUCAACGUGUAGUUUUUCCUUUUCCCGAGGCUAAUCAGCUAAUUUAAUUCUGAACUACACCCUGGCUCCUACCCCAACUCUGUGGCUGAAGUAACUGUGGAGUUUGCUGCUUCCAAAGUUUCACAUUCAGGGAAGAAAUAUGGGAUGUAUAAAAUCAAAAAGAAAAGAGACUCUGCAUGGAGAUGGGCUAGAAUUGAAGAACCAAUCAGUACGUAAAACUGAACGAACUAUUUAUGUGAGGGAUCCAACGUCCAAUAAACAGCAAAGGCCAGGAAAUACAGAAAUGCACCUUUUACCAGGGCAGAGAUUCUGUAAAGAAGACGUGGAGGAGCAUGGGGACAUUGUAGUAGCCUUGUAUCCAUAUGAUGGAAUUCAUGAAGAUGACUUGUCCUUCAAGAAAGGAGAAAAAAUGAAAGUUCUUGAGGAGCUUGGAGAAUGGUGGAGAGCUAAAUCUCUCUCAACAAAGAAAGAAGGCUUCAUUCCAAGCAACUACGUAGCAAAAGUAAACACCUUGGAAACAGAAGAGUGGUUCUUCAAAGAUAUAACCAGGAAAGAUGCAGAGAGACAGCUUCUAGCACCAGGAAACAAUCCUGGAGCAUUCCUUAUCAGAGAAAGUGAAACAUUAAAAGGCAGUUAUUCUCUCUCCAUCAGGGACUAUGAUCCACAGCAUGGUGAUGUUGUUAAGCACUACAAAAUAAGGAGUCUAGACAAUGGAGGAUAUUACAUCUCUCCAAGGAUUACAUUUUCCACCAUCAACGAUAUGAUCAAACAUUACCAAAAACAGUCAGAUGGUUUAUGCAGAAAGCUGGAAAAAGCAUGUGUUAGUCCAAAACCCCAAAAACCUUGGGAUAAAGAUGCCUGGGAGAUUUCACGGAAAUCAAUUAAAUUACUGAAGAAACUUGGAGCUGGUCAGUUUGGAGAAGUUUGGAUGGGUUACUAUAAUAAUAGUACAAAAGUGGCUGUGAAGACUCUGAAGCCUGGAACUAUGUCUGUGCAAGCAUUCAUGGAGGAAGCCAACCUCAUGAAAACACUUCAGCAUGACAAGUUAGUGAGGCUAUAUGCUGUAGUCAGCAAAGAGGAACCUAUCUAUAUUAUAACAGAAUUCAUGGCAAAAGGCAGUCUGCUGGAUUUUCUGAAGAGUGAUGAAGGAAGUAAAUUACUGCUUCCAAAACUAAUUGACUUCUCAGCUCAGAUUGCAGAGGGAAUGGCAUACAUAGAAAGGAAAAACUAUAUUCAUAGAGAUCUGAGAGCAGCUAACGUUCUGGUUUCGGAGUCCCUGAUGUGCAAAAUUGCUGAUUUUGGACUAGCCAGAGUAAUUGAAGAUAAUGAAUAUACAGCACGGGAAGGUGCAAAAUUCCCUAUUAAAUGGACAGCACCAGAAGCAAUUAACUUUGGUUCCUUUACUAUUAAGUCUGACGUGUGGUCCUUUGGAAUUCUUCUGUAUGAAAUUGUUACCUUUGGAAAAAUCCCUUAUCCAGUGGGCCAGUGCAGUCGCUGCUUUGGUUCCUAUCAGCUGGAGCUGUCUACCCACCAUAGAUUUUGUUAUGGACUCUCCUACCUCUACAUGAGAUGAAGGCAACUGGCAUUCUUCAUACCUGCAGGAGUUACACAAAGGCACUUACAAUGGAGCUGGAACUUGAAUCCAGGUCCUUUUAUAUGACAGCCCCAAGCCUCCGCCUCUGUACUACACUGCCUUUUGAAGUACAUGUGCGGAAUGAACUAGUCACAUAUGUUAGACUAUUAGCAUAGAAACUGUGUAAUGAAAGGGGCAGGGACAAUAGAAAGAGCUGGAUGUGUGAUUAAAGGAAUGGGCUAGGAUGUGAGACCUAGGAUCUGUUCCAGCCUCUACUGUGAUGGUGGGCAAGUCACAAAAACCAUAUAAUUAGAUGAUGGCUACUUUCAGAGCCCCACCUUCAAUGUUGAGAGGCAUAGCUGAAGGUUGUUUUUUAUUUGUUUUUUUUUUUUAAAAAAAAGCUAAACCAUUGAACAGCCCUUGGUUCUAGUCUUGUGCAACUUUGUCCAAGAUUCCUCAAUUCCCCAUUUUUGACUCAUGAGCUUACUGCAGGUUGCUUACAGUUCAGGAGACAAUUUGGGCAAGUUUAGCAUAGAGACUUUUGAGGCUCUUAGAGAGCCCUUAGUUUCAUUCACCUGGUUGUCUGCAGUUGGAAAAGUAGCAGGAAGAGCCAUAGUGGGAUGUUUGGGGAGGCUGCAGGGUGGGGGAGCCAUUUUGUGUUUGUGUAACAUAGUUCCCCAGGUUGGAUCUGACUCUCCUGAGUUGUAGAGUGAAGGGGAAAGCGAGCUCUGCCAGUCACUUUCCUCACCCCCAAAUUGCAGCUUCUUGAAGGACAUAUGUAGUGCUAAGCCAGGGCCAGCUCAGUCCAUGCCCCAUGCAUAAAGCCUUAAAGGAUGGAUGCAAAAAAAAAAAAAUAGGUGCCUAGGAGGCAGUCAGGCACAACUUGAGCCAGAAAGGGGAGCUGAGAGUAGGGAAAUGAUGCAUGCCAUCAUGCAUUCACAGCUCUGACCCUUAAAAGAGAGGGAAAUAUUUUUUGGGGACACUAUGUAGACAUAUGUAGAGGAGCUAGUGGUGUACUUGAUGUGAUAAUUUAGGUCACAUCUCUGCACUUCCUGAGCAGUAGAUGUGAGGAGAAGGAGAACCCUGCCAUCUCUUUCCCAAAACCUGCUGCACCAUACACAGACAUGGAGGAUCUGAGUGUGGGUAGGGUUGGUGCCCUGAUGGGAAAGGGUACGGAGCUCCACUUGUCCCCCACCCUACCUCCUUGUGGGAGAAAGGAUUGCACCAGUAAGGGAGAGGCAUAGCCAAACUCCCCUUUGUAUCUAUUGGUACCUCCAGUUGCUAACUAUGGGACCCUGAGGAGUACCUAGUCCUCUUACUCAGUCAUGCUCCCCUCAGUAAUUCCAUUUUCUCAAACUCCAAGGGAAAUCCACAUGCAAGACUUAGUUAAGCCUUGUGCCGUGUUAGCAAAAGGGAGCUGAGGGUGGUUCUGCAAAGUCUAGGGUAUUGUCUUUGAGACAUUCCACCAUGGGAGAGCUGUGUACAGGGGCUCAGCCAUACCCUGUGGUCUUCCAGAUUGGGGUAGUUUAAUUCCCAAAAUAAAAUGUCAGUCCAGCCACAGGGAAAGAUAUGGCUUUGUGGUGACCUUAAUUCCAUCCCUUUACAUAUAGCAACUGAGACUAAAAGUAUCUCGCCCUCCCUAACUCAACCUGCCAUUUACUAUAGCCCAGACAAAUUCUGACUCAGCACUUCCACUCAGACAGUUCAGAUGACCCUUGGUGUAGCAAACAGUGUAUUACAGGGAAGUUCUGUGGCCUGGAGUAUGCAGCAUAAAGACUGGAUGAGUACCAUCAACACUGCAGAGCUUAGAAUCUGAACUGCUCUUUGGAGUACAGGCCUUUGGUCAGUAGACCCUGAAGAGAAAAUAAUAAGGUACUGCGAUCUCCCUCAUGCGCAGAGGUUAAGGUUAUAUCAGAGUGUCACCUUAAAAAGAUUAUCAUUCACUGCUCUGCAGGAGUCACUUCUGGGGACUUAUUUGUGGGAUAAUACCCUGGUAUCAAAUUCCAAAGCUAUGGCCAUUAGAGAACUCCACUAGAGUUGUCCUGAGUGGUAGAAGGGAGUUCACCCCACCCACCUCAGUUCCUUCUCCCACUCUUGAGCCUUCUGCUGUUAUACAGAAUGCUGAAGCACAGGGGAAGGUGGGCCACUUAUGUGAAUGCAAAGAACAGUUACAAGUUAGUAACCUUUUUCUGCUCUAAAAGCCUCUCUGUAUUCCCACUUGAGCAGCUGGAGAGCAGGCAAGAAAUUCUUAGCUAAAUACCAACUGUAGCACCAGAUUCCAACACUGGGCCUUGAACCACAAUGGUUGGGGAGACUUAUGGAGGGUACAGCAGCUCUCCUAACCUGAGUCUCUAAACCAGAGACUAGUAGUUUGCUAGGUAAGAUUUAACAGUGUUCAACAUUUCCUAUUCCAAUGAGGUUGUUUGGCAGUCGGGUCUCCCUAUUUGUAAAACGGGAAGAAAUGAUAAUUUAAGAGCAACAAGGGACAGAUGUCACAAGGGGAACUUAGAGGCUUAUGUCCCCCAGUUCGGCACCAGUGGCAUUCACAAAAUCUGUCCAGCUGCUUUGCAACACUGUACACACUUAAGUUUCCAGUAUUAAGUCACAGGGGGAGCCAGGCCUACAAAGAGUGUCUUAAGUCUUGACACCAAACAGCUCACUUAGGCUUAGACAGACCUAAGUUAAUAUUAGGAUCCACAUGCUAAGCAUGUCUCUUGUCUUUGGCCAUGAUCUAGGAGGCAUGCUUUAAGUAGAAGGGGGGGCCCUGUUUAACCUAGUGAUGAAAGCACUCAUCCAGGUUGUGGGAAUCCCAGUUUCAACUGCAUGCUCUGCUUGAAGCAGAGAAGGGAUUUGAAAGGUGCCCUAUUCAGUGGGUUACGGUAUAAUUUGCCACUGUGUACGAUUUAAACCAACAAGGGCCCUGGAAAUUGAGCUUCCCAUAGAAGUGCCCUCCACACUUGGCUACAGAAUCCCUCCUACUUGGCCUGGCCUAAAUCUUCCUUGUGAAUCCCACCCUAAACCUUGAGCAGGUAAAGACCAAGCACCUAUAAAGGUAUGUAGAUGAAGUUCCCUGGAGUUGAGUAAGGUUGCCAGAAAAAACAGAUUGAGAAAGGUGGAUCUCAGACUACCUUAGUCAUGAAGAGACUUGUGUGGCAGUUUUUAAUGCUAAAGAGGUAGAGUGGCCAUCGAGCCCUAAACUCACUCACCUUCAGAAUAGAUGCAAAUGCUAGGAGGAAGGUUAUUUUGAUUAAUAUGCUUGAGACGUUCAAGCCAGAGGCUCAUAAGGGUCCAGUAACUUUGUUAGGGCAAGACUGAGAUCCCAUGAUGGCUAGUGAGACUAUCUGUGCCAAAGGGGGGCCCUAAUGCUGGCACUGAGGUCUUUGCUGGAGCUGGUCUUGCAGCUUUCAAAAAAGGGUUUUCAAGAAUUCCUAUAGACAAAGCUACAUGAGUAACUGAAGGUGGCCGUACAUAUCUUUCCAUGAUGUGUAGGUUUGAGGCAAGAAGAGAUCUGGUGUCCUGAGGUAGAGUGAGGUAGCUUCCAAGUAUAAAGAGGUUGAAGGUACCCUGAAGUGGUUUAAAUUGGAAGCAGAGGAGCAGGUACAGGUAGUGGAAAAGUAUGUGGCAGGGUGCCUAGCAGCCUGACUGCGGGAUGGAAAUCUACCGAAGGUGUCACUAGGAUCCAAACCAGUGAGACCAAGUCUGUCACCGUUGAGCAUCCAGUGCUGAAGAAGUACAGAGAUGAAGUUACAGUGGUGCUAUCUGAGAGGCCCCAUGGGUCUGGGUGUACAGAAGAGAAAGAAUGUAAAACAGAAGAAAGAGGGAACACCUCCUCUGGGGAAAUGUGUUAUUACACAAUUAAACAUCUAGCCUGGUGAUGAGGUACUAAGAAAGGCAGCUUCAGAAUUGGUGUGUCAGUACUAGGUGAGUAGGCACUCUGGUUACUACCUGUGGCACCAAGGCUUCCGAACUUCAAAAGACUGUGCCAGUUUGUACAAGGUGGCUUUCGAUUUAACCAAUAUCAGAUUGUGCAGGGUGAGGGAUUGUCUUGCAGAUUAGGGCUAAAGAGAUUCUCAUUGAGCCCAUGGUCAAAAGUGGUGCUGAGACCAGACUGCUUGCAUAUUUAUACCCGCCUCUGGAAAUUUCCACUACAUGCAUCUGACGAAGUAGGUAUUCACCCACAAAAGCUUAUGCUCCACUACGUCUGUUAGUCUAUAAGGUGCCGCAGGACUCUCUGCUGCUUUUACAGAUCCAGAUUAACAGAUCUAGUCCUCUGAUACACAGGACCUAAGAGAUCUCUUACCAGACUGGUAAAGUAAGCUCUGCACAGAGGCAGAUGUUGGUAUCAUCAAUGGGCCCAAUGGAAGAUCAGUCUGUAGGCAGAGGAGUCUCUCCCCCCACUAGAUGCAGGGAGUAAAGGUGUCUAAAAAAACGGUACAUAAGAUUACUGAGUGAUCUAAACAUGGGAUUCUGUCUCCAGUAUUAUCAGUGGGUAAGAGGUGCACCUCUUGAAGGCCUUAGGGGUUUCAGACUGGACAUAAUCCAGGUAAAGGACUAAAGUCUCCUGUGACAGUGGAAGGGCUGCUUACACUAAACUAGCCUAUGAUACUCCAAGCUAUUUACAAAGCCAAAAGCUAGGCUUGAGAAAAAUAUAGGCCCAAGGAUCCAAAGGUGUAUUCCCUUCACUCUCUGGAAGGAGCAAUGGCCAUGGGGGCAAGGGGUGUAUUCCUUAAGUAGAAUAACGUACCUCCCUUGUGAAAGAGAUUGUAUGACACAGCUUUUCAAAGUAGUUACAGAGCCUGACAUGUCACAGUGCACAAGCUGUGACUACAGAGAGGGCCUUGAGGCAGAACCCUCUAUUUCCUGGUUGUCCAACAUUUGGAUUUUUGGAAGCAACUCAUGUUCCGGAAAGGCAUGAGGAACAGAGAGCACUAUUUACAACCUUAACCCUACAUUAAUGGAUUUUUGCAUGUUAGUUUAUGUUUAAGCUCUGUGAGGCAGAGCCUGUCCUACUAUGUAUAUGCACAGCAUCUAUUUGCUAGCUUUAAUUAAAAAAAAAGUAAAACUUGCAUUGCCCCACUUACAUUAAUUUAGUAUGAGUUUUUGGG
Dermochelys coriacea (leatherback sea turtle) is the source of this 7146-nucleotide messenger RNA. It is a transcript of the gene LYN, whose product is annotated as LYN proto-oncogene, Src family tyrosine kinase. Gene Ontology annotation, cellular component: extrinsic component of cytoplasmic side of plasma membrane. The transcript is spliced from 13 exons. Gene Ontology annotation, biological process: protein phosphorylation; innate immune response; cell differentiation. Gene Ontology annotation, molecular function: signaling receptor binding; ATP binding; non-membrane spanning protein tyrosine kinase activity. The coding region runs from base 608 to 2041 and encodes 477 amino acids. The record is from RefSeq and is a predicted model, not a curated record. NCBI's taxonomy places the organism in Eukaryota, Metazoa, Chordata, Testudines, Dermochelyidae.